Messenger RNA from Athalia rosae (coleseed sawfly), 1714 nucleotides. It is a transcript of the gene JMJD4, whose product is annotated as 2-oxoglutarate and iron-dependent oxygenase JMJD4. The transcript is spliced from 4 exons. Gene Ontology annotation, cellular component: nucleus; cytoplasm. Gene Ontology annotation, biological process: protein hydroxylation; positive regulation of translational termination; negative regulation of gene expression. Gene Ontology annotation, molecular function: sequence-specific DNA binding; histone H4R3 demethylase activity. NCBI's taxonomy places the organism in Eukaryota, Metazoa, Arthropoda, Insecta, Hymenoptera, Athaliidae. The record is from RefSeq and is a predicted model, not a curated record. The coding region runs from base 177 to 1415 and encodes 412 amino acids.
CUUAAGCAUGGCCGCCACUCGCUCAAGGUCACGAAAAACGGUAACAGCAAAAUAGCGUAUUGUCGCUUCUGGUUGUACUAAUCCCUCUAUUCUGUGGUCGUGCAGUCCACACGAUUGGGACAUGAUCCAAAUAGUAUGGUACCUUAGAUGAUAAACAAAGGAUAAAGUUUAGUGAUAUGACCAAUGUCAUAGAGAUUUGUGGUAAUGAUGCAAAUUGCAGAGUCGAAUUUUUAAACCAGGGCAGUGUAAUCGAAUAUGUCGAUUCUUCGCUCUCCUAUAAUGAAUACUUCUUUAGAUAUUUACUGGGCAACACUCCCUGCAUUAUUCAAAAUGCCACGGAUUCAUGGCCCAGCAGACAAAAAUGGCAUACAAACAACACGCUGAAUUUCGAAUACCUGAAAAAAAUAUUUGGCACCACUAUCGUACCUGUUGCUGAUUGUACAAAGAGAAGUUAUAAUUCUCAAAUGAAGCACAAUAUGUCAAUGAACGAUUACAUAGACUAUUGGGUGGCUUACCGUAACUCUGGACAUGCAACCAACAUGCCGUUGCUGUAUCUGAAGGACUGGCAUUGUGUAAAAAAUUAUCCCAACAUCCCCAUCUACCAAGUGCCUCAGUACUUCGGAUCUGACUGGCUUAACGAAUAUUAUACUGAGCAGGAAGGAUUGGACGAUGAUUACAUGUUUGUCUAUAUGGGGCCAAAGGGAACUUGGACACCAUUCCACGUAGACGUUUUUUCAUCUUACAGCUGGUCAGCCAAUGUUGUAGGAACAAAACGCUGGAUAUUAUUCAAACCUGGGAAAGAAGAUAGCCUUAGAGAUAAACACGGGCAACUGAUAUAUGACGUUACUUCUAUGGAUAGGCACGUUGGAACUCGACAUGCAAAACGUAAUGAGAACACCGUGGAACAAUUUGAGAUUAUACAGCGUCCAGGUGAAAUAGUAUUCGUACCAUCCGGUUGGCAUCAUCAAGUUUGGAAUCUGGAAGACACCAUCUCGAUCAAUCACAAUUGGAUCAACGCUGGUAAUAUUUGGAAUGUGUGGACAUGCUUAAAAAAGGAGUUGUUGGCUGUGAAGUCGGAAAUUGAGGAUUGCCGCGAUAUGGAUUCCUGGGAUGAACAUUGUCAAGUAAUGCUGAAAGCAUCCCAUGGAAUCAACUACGUACAAUUUUAUAAAUUUCUAUGUUUCCUUGCCAAAAAGCGCAUUGCAUCGAUCAAGGAGAUGAGUCCUAUGCUGAGUUUUGGAAGGUGGCAUCUGGGAAGAAAUCAUUGCCUUUACGAUUUGAAACAAAUUAUGCUUGUGUUAACAGACAUGAUAAAUGAUGUCCACGAAAAGGGUAUACAUUCUCUAGUAUUUCCCAAAGCCGACGCAAGUUCACUUGUUGACGAAAUCGGCCAGCUUUUACCUGAAAGUAAUUGAUUUUAAUGUCGAAUCGAAACUCUGGGGAGGUAAUGAUACAGGUUUAGAUCAGUUGUUGUUCUGUUUUUCCUUCUGUUUCAAAGAUAGAAUAGCUCUCGAUUUAUGUCGUGAUUUUUGCUCUUAUUAGUAAAACGUUCGGCGAAACAUCUCAGCUACGUGUAUUGUGGUGGUUAAAAUUUUGAGAAUAGUGGAUACAGUUCUUAUCUCAUCAAACACAAACGUUGAUAUCAUUUAUUGUUGUACCUCGAUCAAUCUUUUAUAGAAUUCAGGAUCGAAUAAUAUAUAAUUCCAUACUUGUA